Messenger RNA from Sphaeramia orbicularis (orbiculate cardinalfish), 4036 nucleotides. Its product is annotated as AP-2 complex subunit alpha-2. NCBI's taxonomy places the organism in Eukaryota, Metazoa, Chordata, Actinopteri, Kurtiformes, Apogonidae. Gene Ontology annotation, cellular component: membrane coat; AP-2 adaptor complex. The coding region runs from base 180 to 3050 and encodes 956 amino acids. Gene Ontology annotation, molecular function: clathrin-cargo adaptor activity. The transcript has 23 exons. Gene Ontology annotation, biological process: clathrin-dependent endocytosis; intracellular protein transport. The record is from RefSeq and is a predicted model, not a curated record.
UAAUGUUUAGAACGCAGCCGCAGUGUGUCUGGUUCCUGUCUCCGUCAUAUAUCGGGGCUCCCAGUGCUACGGCGCCUGUUAGCUGGUUAGCAAAACAACUUCGAAAAAAAGUUAUUUUCUGUAUUAACACUAAGUAUCAUACUACACAGAAAACGUGUCGUUAAGUGGGAGCGGACAAAAUGCCUGCGGUCUCUAAAGGGGAUGGGAUGCGUGGCCUGGCCGUGUUCAUCUCUGACAUCAGGAACUGUAAAAGUAAAGAAGCAGAAAUAAAGAGGAUAAAUAAAGAACUGGCCAACAUUCGCUCAAAGUUUAAAGGAGACAAAGCUCUGGAUGGCUACAGUAAAAAAAAGUAUGUGUGCAAGCUGCUAUUCAUCUUUCUUCUGGGACAUGAUAUCGACUUUGGACACAUGGAGGCUGUCAACCUCCUCAGCUCCAACAAGUACACAGAGAAACAAAUUGGUUACCUUUUCAUCUCAGUGCUGGUGAACUCCAACAGUGACCUGAUCCGUCUAAUCAACAAUGCUAUUAAGAAUGACCUGAACAGCCGCAACCCUACCUUCAUGAACCUGGCCCUACACUGCAUCGCCAAUGUGGGCAGCAGAGAAAUGGCUGAGGCUUUUGCUUCAGAAAUUCCCAGAAUCCUGGUGGCAGGAGACACCAUGGACAGUGUGAAGCAGAGUGCAGCACUGUGUCUGCUGCGACUCAACAGGACAUCUCCUGACCUGGUACCUAUGGGAGAAUGGACAGCCCGUGUGGUCCAUUUGCUCAACGAUCAGCACCUGGGAGUGGUAACAGCAGCCACAAGCCUAAUCACCACUCUGGCCCAGAAGAGCCCAGACGACUUCAAAACGUCCAUCUCACUGGCUGUGGCAAGGCUCAGCAGGAUUGUGACUUCAGCAUGCAUCGACUUGCAGGACUAUACUUACUACUUUGUUGCUGCUCCGUGGCUGUCUGUUAAAUUGUUACGUCUUCUACAGUGCUACCCUCCACCUGAGGAUGCAGCUCUGCGGAGUCGCCUUACUGAAUGUCUGGAGACGAUCCUCAAUAAAGCCCAAGAGCCGCCCAAGUCUAAAAAGGUUCAGCACUCCAAUGCAAAGAAUGCAGUUCUGUUUGAAGCCAUCUCCCUCAUCAUCCACCACGACAGUGAGCCCACCCUGUUGGUUCGAGCCUGCAAUCAGCUCGGCCAGUUCCUGCAGCAUAGAGAAACCAACCUGCGAUAUCUGGCUCUGGAGAGCAUGUGCACGCUGGCCAGCUCUGAGUUUUCUCAUGAGGCAGUAAAGACACAUAUAGAAACUGUGAUCAAUGCUUUAAAGACGGAGCGAGAUGUGAGUGUUCGCCAGCGUGCUGUGGAUCUGCUCUAUGCCAUGUGUGAUCGCAGCAAUGCCAAGCAGAUAGUGGCAGAGAUGCUGAGCUACCUGGAGACUGCCGAUUACUCCAUCAGAGAGGAGAUAGUGCUCAAGGUGGCCAUCCUCGCAGAGAAGUAUGCUGUAGACUACACCUGGUACGUGGACACCAUCCUCAACCUCAUUCGCAUCGCCGGGGACUAUGUCAGUGAAGAGGUGUGGUACCGGGUCAUCCAGAUUGUCAUCAACAGAGAUGAUGUUCAAGGCUACGCUGCCAAGACUGUCUUCGAGGCACUACAUGCCCCUGCUUGUCAUGAGAACUUGGUUAAAGUGGGUGGUUACAUCUUGGGAGAGUUUGGUAACCUGAUUGCUGGUGACUCACGCUCCAGCCCUCUGGUCCAGUUCAACCUCCUCCACUCCAAAUUUCACCUAUGCUCUGUGCCGACCCGUGCUCUCCUGCUGUCGGCCUACAUCAAGUUCAUUAACUUGUUUCCAGAGGUGAAGGCCACCAUCCAGGACGUCCUGCGCUCAGACAGCCAGCUCCGCAACGCUGAUGUGGAGCUUCAGCAGAGAGCUGUGGAGUACCUGAGGCUCAGCUGCAUCGCCAGCACUGACAUACUGGCCACAGUCUUAGAGGAGAUGCCUCCAUUCCCAGAGCGAGAGUCAUCUAUUCUGGCCAAGCUGAAGAAGAAGAAGGGUCCAGGAAACCUCCCUGACAUCGACGAUUCCAGACGGAACGUCAAUGGCAACACGGAGCACCAUGAGCCUACUGAAACCACAAACAAGUCUCCUCCUUCACUGAUGGCUGACCUUCUUCCUACCAACAGACCCCGCCCUGCCUCCUCUAGUCCCAUCAUGCUCUCUGCUGGGACCAUGGGUUCCUCCCAUCCUUUCACGGACCUGCUGAAUCUAAACUCGCCUCCUGCAGCAGCACCCAGCCUUCUAGUUGAUGUGUUUUCUGACCUCUCUGCCCCCGCUUCUGUUGAAGUGUCUGAGGAUAAUUUUUCCAGGUUUGUUUGUAAGAACAACGGCGUUCUCUAUGAGAACCAGCUUCUGCAGAUUGGACUGAAGUCUGAGUACAGGCAGAACUUGGGUCGUAUGUAUGUGUUUUAUGGAAACAAGACGUCCACUCAGUUCCUCAGCUUCUCCUCAUCGGUGACCAAUGGGGAUGCACUCAAGGGUCAGCUCAUUGUCCAUGCGAAAUCAGUAGACCCUGUCAUAGAUGGUGGUGCUCAAGUCCAGCAGAUCCUCAACAUGGAGUGUGUGUCUGAUUUCACAGAUGCUCCAGUGCUCAACAUCCAGUUCAGGUACGGUGGAGCCCUCCAGAACAUCGCAGUGAAACUCCCUGUGAUGCUCAACAAGUUUUUCCAGCCUACAGAGAUGACAUCCCAGGACUUCUUCCAACGCUGGAAACAGCUUGGAGCUCCUCAGCAGGAGGUUCAGAAAAUCUUCAAAUCCCAACACCCGAUGGACACAGAUGUUACAAAGGCUAAGAUCUUAGGUUUUGGUGUUGCUCUGCUGGACGGGGUCGAUCCCAAUCCGGCAAACUUCGUGGGAGCCGGAGUCAUCCACACUAAGGACACUCAGGUGGGCUGCCUCCUCAGACUGGAGCCCAACACACAAGCAGAGAUGUACCGUCUGACCCUCCGGACCAGCAGGGACUCCGUAUCUCAGAGACUGUGCGAUCUGCUCUCAGAACAGUUUUAGACGAUGCCUUCCACGCAUCACCAGCAUUACUACGCCUUUACUCUCAUUUAGUCUCACUUUAGAGGAAUCAAUGUAUUGUACAGUGUAAAUUCAUUUUUUUUAUUUUCUUUAAUUUCCAUGUAAAUGAAUUGAAAUGUAUUUUUGGCACACAGCUUUACUAAUAUGUCACUGCUUUAAAACCUGCCUGUGCACUCACUGUGAGCACCUUUAGCUGCCACGUCGCUGAAAGGUGCAAAAGAGGCUUUGAAUCUUCUGCAGCUCCAAAGUUUCUGAAAUGGCGUGUUUCCGCUGCUUGAAUUCUGCCUUCGCUCCUCCACGUGUUGUUGAAGAGUUGGUUAGGAUGCUUUAUUUCAACUGAGACGCCUGAACAUCUCAUUAGUUCACUUGUGAUUUCUCCUGAUUUAGUGUCGUAGUGUUCCAAACUGAUGUUGCGCACAAACCCGGGAAGCUUUCUUUAACUUCUCACCCAAUUUGCACUUGUUAGGUAGAAAAAGGAAAUCACACCAGUAGAUCAAAUAGAUGAGAGAAUUGCAAAUUUAAUCUCUGAUUUUUUUUUUUUUUAAUGCCGUGCACAUUUUACACCUGUGUCGUCUCAGGAGCAACGCUUUGCAUUGCAUUUUUAGCAAAGAACUUUUGAUGUUACAUGUUUUGUUGCGAUGUGGAGAGCUGUGUCUGAGCUACAGUGUGCAUUAAUUAACACCAAUUAAUAUUCAAAGAAAUGACGAAAUGUCUAGUAGCAAACGGGGAGUGAUUGGUGUCUCCCUGGAUCUCUGGCCCUAAUCCUCUUUCACACGGUUGUGCCUUAGAUCGUAUGUUGUUCCGUCAAAAACAGAAGGAGCCAUUAAACAUACAUGAGUAAUGUCCUUACAGUCUAAUGCACUGCCACACUAUCACACUUUGCCUGAAUGCAUUUAUUCACAGAGCACUGCCAAACUGGUAAUAUUUCUAUAUUUCUAUGUUUUAUAAAAUGUACUCUUGUCUUAUGA